AUGGCUAGCAGAAAGAACGACUCUACCCUAUCAAACCUCAACAAAUUAGCUUCUCAUGAAGGAAGGAGGAGGAAUAGAACUGAAUUGAGGGAAGAUCAGAUUGCAGAGAUCAAAGAGGCUUUUGAGCUCUUCGAUGUAGAUAAAAUGGGUAAAAUUGAUUAUCAUGAAAUAAAGGUAGCCCUUAGGGCCUUGGGUUUCGAGGUUAACAAAUCGGAGGUGUUGGAAUUGAUGAAUGAAUACGACACCAGUAACUCGGGUUAUGUAGAUUAUAAAGGGUUCCAUGAUAUAGUGGCUAGGAAAAUAUUUGAUAGAGAUCCUAUGACAGAAAUAAAUCGUGCCUUUCAACUUUUUGACGAUGAUAAAACAGGAAAAAUCUCACUUAAAAAUCUUCGCCGUGUGUCUAGGGAACUAGGAGAAAAUCUAACCGAUAAUGAGCUCGAAGCCAUGAUAGAGGAAUUUGACAAGGAUAUGGACGGGGAAAUCUCUAAGGAGGAGUUUAUCAACAUCAUGAAACAAGCAGCUAUAUGCUAA
Molecule: messenger RNA, 531 nt
Organism: Babesia microti strain RI
Lineage: Eukaryota; Apicomplexa; Aconoidasida; Piroplasmida; Babesiidae
Product: Centrin-3
Exons: 6
Coding region: 1-531 (176 amino acids)
Biological process (GO): spindle pole body duplication
Cellular component (GO): microtubule organizing center
Molecular function (GO): microtubule binding; calcium ion binding
Source: RefSeq, a predicted model, not a curated record